UAAAAACCGGUUUUACAUCAGUUCCAUCAACAAUGAAAGCGGAGAUUCGAUAUUAAAAAUGCCAUCAGAAUUUAACAACUUGUUGGAUUACAUCGUAAAUUUCAAAACGCAGUUCCCUUCGUUACAUUGUACGAGAUAAGGGCCAACGGGGUGAUAAGGUAAAUGUUUUCAAAUGUGAUUCUCAAUCAUACCCAGCGAUGUUAGAAUUCCAUCAGUAUUCCGAAGUUGCUUGGACUGUAAAGACAAAAUUCAAAUCUCAAAAAAAAAAGAAAACACAUAUUACGAAAUGGCUUACCUCUCAGGAACGGCAUACAAUGAAGAAGAGAAAAUAUGGUCUGGACCUCGAUGCAAAGAAACCUAUAGCCGAGAAAUGACGGUGGGCGAGGCCAUAGUAUUACAACUGCGCAAAACUCCACAGAAAAUAAUACAAAUUUUGGAAUCAACGGGAGAAUCUCUAACGGCCCAGGACUACCUAGAUCACAGUAUGUCACUGGCGCGAAAUAUUCUUGAUAUGGGUGUACAGGCCGGUGAUAUUGUGGGUAUUUAUGCCAAACAUUCACUUCAUCUGGCCACAGUGAUUUUGGCUUCAUUUCUGUGUGGAACUCCCAUCCAUGGAGUCUACGAUAAAUUUGAAAAAGAUACCAUAACAAAGCUCUAUGAAACUACAAGACCGCGUGUGAUCUACUGCGAUGAGGAAAAUUACAAAAAUGUUCUUUUUGCCUUGGAACAGCUGCAAUUGGAUGCCAAAAUUGUUUUGAUGACCGGUAACUUGCCGGGAGUGUUAAACAUUAAAGAUUUGGUAGAGAAGCGCAACGAUGUCGGAGAUAUUUUCACAUUUCCAUGCUCGAAAUUGACAAGUGCCGAUACGGCAGCUAUACUUAGUUCAUCCGGUACAACGGGUACACCAAAGGGGGUGAUGUGUUCCCACCAGGCUAUGCUCCAUAAUUUGAUAUAUCUCACUGCCACCAUGGACUCAGUGCUAAUGUGUUUUAGUACCAUGUAUUGGGCAUCGGGAGUUAUGAAUCUACUGCAAAGUUUAUUAUCUUCAGCGUUGCGCAUUGUUCCCGAUAGACCCUACAGUGCCGAAUAUCUUCUCGAUUUAAUUAAGCGUUACAAAGUUCCACAUUUCUUUGCGACUGGCACACAGAUUAUUGACUUAGUUCUUAACCAAGACAAAAAAGUUGUACGCUCUUGCCUCGCACCGUUGAUAUGUGGCGGUGCGAAACUUCCUCAAACAAUACAGGAACAAAUCAUUGAUAUUCUCUCGGAUAAUACGAAACGUCCCGGUUUUGUCGUGACCUAUGGUUUAUCUGAGAUAAUGGGAGGGGUAAGCAUCAAUGGAGGCAAUCCAUUCAAUUUUAAGCCUGAAACGGAAGGUAAACUCUGGUGCAACAGGGAGGUGUGUUUGGUGGAUGAGGCGGCACAACGAUUGGGCCCCAAUGAAACUGGUGAACUUUUUGUUCACAGUCCAUAUAUAUGGACGGGUUAUUACAAGAAUCCCGAAGCCACAGCCCAAGCCAAGCAUGACAAAUGGAUAAGGACAGGAGAUUUGGGCUACUUUGACAGCGAGGGUUUCUUACACAUUAUUGGUCGUGCCAAGGAAAUGUUCAAAUGGCGAGGUUUCCAGAUAUGUCCUCAGCCCAUAGAAGAAGUGUUGCAGCGCAUACCAGGUGUGGCGGAGGUCUGUGUAUUUCCUCUACCUGAUCUGGUGGCUGGUAGUUUGGCAGCAUGUGCCAUUGUCAGGACCAAUGAUGAGACUGGUCGUAAUUUAACUACCCAAGUGGUUAAUGAGUGUCUUGAACAGCAACUGGAUAGCUUUUAUCACCUACGGGGCGGAGUCUACUUUGUGAAUGCCCUACCACGUACCGACACUGGCAAAGUGCAGCGUCUUAAAAUGCCACAAAUUAUUGGAGUAAUUGAGAGAUAAAACUUAAAAUUCAAUGUAUUUGUUAAAAUGUAGAUUUAUAAUUAUAUUUUUAGGAACUGGAUAAAAAUAAAAUUUGUAGCUCGUAA
Molecule: messenger RNA, 2013 nt
Organism: Musca domestica (house fly)
Lineage: Eukaryota; Metazoa; Arthropoda; Insecta; Diptera; Muscidae
Exons: 3
Coding region: 287-1927 (546 amino acids)
Biological process (GO): long-chain fatty acid metabolic process; fatty-acyl-CoA biosynthetic process
Molecular function (GO): long-chain fatty acid-CoA ligase activity
Source: RefSeq, a predicted model, not a curated record